UUUUUAAUAUAUAACUCUUAAUAUAUUUAUUUCAAAUGGCAAGAAUUUAUUUCACGUUAACUGUAGUUAUGGUCUUAACAUUAGUUUCAACAAAUAUGGCCCAAAAAUCAAGAGUUAAGCGUCAGUCCAACGCCUAUAGGUUCGCGUCGGGCGUGGAGUUCGUGGUGCCGGAGAUCAGGGAAUCAUUCAGUUGUGAGAACAGAGACUACGGAUACUACGCCGAUAUCGACAAUAACUGUCAGGUGUUUCACGUGUGCGUCCCUCCGGCCCAACAAUUCAGCUUUUUCUGCCCAAACACCACAAUCUUUGACCAGAGAUUACUGGUCUGUCAGGACGAGUCGUUUGCCACUCCCUGUCGAGACGCCGAAAGGUUUUAUGUGAUUAACCAGAACUUUGGUGUUACGGACCCCGAGAAGUUGAUCACAAUCUAAUCCACACGUAAAUCACAUUAUUUUUUAUAACAUUUACCAUAUAAAUUAUACUAUAC
Oppiella nova is the source of this 487-nucleotide messenger RNA. Lineage: Eukaryota; Metazoa; Arthropoda; Arachnida; Sarcoptiformes; Oppiidae. The record is from the annotation of a GenBank genome assembly.